Molecule: messenger RNA, 948 nt
Organism: Fusarium tjaetaba
Lineage: Eukaryota; Fungi; Ascomycota; Sordariomycetes; Hypocreales; Nectriaceae
Product: Threonine dehydratase mitochondrial
Exons: 2
Coding region: 1-948 (315 amino acids)
Biological process (GO): L-threonine catabolic process
Molecular function (GO): threonine deaminase activity
Source: RefSeq, a predicted model, not a curated record
AUGGCCAACUUGGAUAAGGAGCAGAGAUGGAAAGGCGUGAUAACAUCUUCUGCGUCCGAUGCUCUAGCUGUAUCAUACGCGGCGAAGAAGUUUCGAACGCCAUCGAUAAUAGUCUUGCCAGAGAGUACGACAGAACUCAAGAUCAAGGAGCUAACGCGUCUCGGGAGUACGGUUAAGUUACACGGACUGACUACUGAGGAUGUCAAAGAGGAGUGCUUGCGGCUGCAGUCACUUCAUGAUCUAAUUGUCAUUCCCCAGCCUGGAAAUGAGUACAUCAUCUCCGGUUGCGGUACUAUCGGACAAGAAAUAGUACAGCAGACGACCCAUUCUCAAGUCCAAGCGGUCUUCUGUCCGGUUACUUGCGGGACUCUGAUAGCUGGCCUAGGCAUAUAUCUCAAGCGCAUCGCUCCCAACAUCAAAGUCAUCGGAGUGCAACUCCAUGAUUCAGCGGAUAUCUCCCGGUUGAUACACUGCAAGGGACAGCCGACGUUGGAAGAGCACCUACUAUCGAGGAGCAUUUGUCCAGAGGUCGCUCGCAUCUGCAGCAAUGUUAUAGAUGACAUCGUCCAAGUCACUAUGAACGAGGUGUUGAUAGCGACAAAGAAGAUAUACGAAGACACACGGCAGCUUGUCAACACAGAAGGUGCACUAGCUGUCGCUGGAAUGAAGAGCUGGAUUACGUCGAAUGGAUUUGUAGGUUCAGAGAAGGAUUUUAUUGCGAUCACUUCAGAAGCUCAACUCGACUUUUCAGAGAUAUCGUCUAUCGUCAAACAAGCCUCGCUGGCCGAGAUGGCGAUGGAGCGUGAGAAUAAUAGUGGACUGGAAUCACUGGCGCAUGGUGCAGGGACUUGCGCUGGUGACGGAUGGUCUAGCAGUACGACUGUCAUUGGGACUGAGACUAUCGCUAGCUUUACAUCUGAUGUUGAUGGCAGUCUGUGGAAUAUCUGA